Molecule: messenger RNA, 4780 nt
Organism: Antechinus flavipes (yellow-footed antechinus)
Lineage: Eukaryota; Metazoa; Chordata; Mammalia; Dasyuromorphia; Dasyuridae
Gene: CRYBG2
Product: crystallin beta-gamma domain containing 2
Exons: 19
Coding region: 47-4672 (1541 amino acids)
Source: RefSeq, a predicted model, not a curated record
GAGCAGUGAGGAGCCUGUGCCACAGGGCACGGUGCCGGGCCCGGGCAUGGAGGAGGCAGGCCCCCAGCCGGGGCAGCCGGAGUCGCGCGUGGUGAGCACCACCCUGACCUGGCGGCAUCGGCCCCCCGCCCAGGAGGAGGUUCGGCACCGCUUCCACAAGGUCUCCCUGGUCUCACGCGGAGCGGGAGCCGCUUCCCAGGAGGAGUCCUACGCCUAUUCCUACCAGCGAGAGGAGGUCAAUGGCGUCACCACGUGUGAGGAAGAGACUGUGAACUCCCAGGGGGCCAAGGUCAGGGCCAGGGAGCGGCAGGAGCCCCCUGAGGACCUGGCUCCCGGUGACAAAAAGAAAUUUGUCAGCCAUGAGCCCAUCUUCUCCAAGAUGUACACGCCGCUCCCGAAGGAGAAGCGGCAGCAGGGGAAACUGAGGGAGGCCGGGGGCCAAGGCCACGGCGGCGCCCCCGUUCCUCAGGCCGAAAUGUCAAGGCUCAGCGUCCCUGCCGGGCCCCGGGAGGCCAGCCCUCACCCUGGCCUGGGCGCCUCCAGCGGGGUGGUCCGGGGCUCCGAGGAGCGGCGGGUGACUCGCACUGUGCGCACCACCACGGUGGUGGGGGGGCGUGUGGAGAGGCGGACCAGCAGCAGCAGCUCGCUAGUGAUCGGGCCCACUGGGCCCGAGGGGCUGCCGCGGGGCCGCCACGUGGCCCGAACUGUCCGGGCUGUUGUGGUGGGCCCCCGUCCUGAAGGCUCGCCCUCGCCCAGUCGGAGCCAGGCCCUGGAAAUCCUCACCAGCCUAGUGCCCUCUGAGCCCCUUCCCCCAAAAGCCAAGACCCUGAGGCAGAGUCGGCUUCCCCAGGCCGUCUCCAGGUUCCAAGGGCCUUCCUCAAGCCAGGUGGGAGUGCCGGAGACUCAGGAACAGCCGCCAGAAUUUGGGAAGGCUACCCAAGAAGAAAGUCCCCUCAGAGCUACCGGUGUCCUUGCGGAGGCCUGUUUGCCCAAAGAGAGGGAAGUACCGAGUACCAGACUGUCUGAGUCUGCAAUCAGCCCAACUCCUCUUGGGUUUCCUUCUCAGGGCCCCCCUGCCAGGACUUUAGUCCCCUCCUCCCCUGGGCCCCAGCACCCGAGCACUCUCCCUGUACCAGAGCUGCUCCCGCUGUGUCCUGGCCCCAGCGCCGAGCGCUCCCUGGAGUCUAGAAUAUCCCCGACCCCAUCGCAGAGGAAAAGUGAGGUUGUCCUGAGCCCUGGAGCUCCCCAGGACUCAUCCUCCAAGAGGACCGAGGUAGUCAUGAGUUCUGAAAUGCUUCUUGUACCAUUCCCCAAAAGGGACAAAGCUGUCCCAGAACUUAGACCUUCUCUUACCCCAUCACCCCAAAGGAAUGAAAUUGACCUGGGUUCUGGAGAACAUUCUGCCCCAUCUUCCACAAAAACGGAGCUUGUUCUAGACUCUGGAACCCCUCCCCUCCCAUCACCCCCAAAGACUGAACUUGUCUUGGGCCCUGGAACGCCUCUUGUUUCAUCCCUGAUGAAGACUGAGGUUGUCUCAGUUGCCAGAACUCAUCUCAUUCCAUCUCCAACAAAGACUGAGGCUGUCCCGGGCCCUGGAACCCCUCUCGUCCCACCCCCAGCAAAGACUGAGGCUGUCCCGGGCCCUGUUACCCUUCCUAUCCCACCCCCAGCAAAGACUGGGGCUGUCCCGGGCCCUGGAACCCCUCCCGUCCCACCCCCAGCAAAGACUGAGGCUGUCCCGGGCCCUGGAACCCCUCUCGUCCCACCCCCAACAAAGACUGAGGCUGUCCCGGGCCCUGGAACCCCUCUCGUCCCACCCCCAGCAAAGACUGAAGUCACGGCGGGGCCCCAAGACUCUCCUGCCCGAUUUCCCUUGGAGGCUGGGGCUUCCCUCCCGCUUGGGCCCUCACAGGCCCCUGCCAAGGAUGCAGCCAACCUGGAUUCUGUAGAAGAAGAAGAAGUAACUCUGGCCGCUGACCUGGAGCUCUUCUUGGACACUCUGCGGAACAUGGAGGCCCCCGAGAUCCUGCGCACCCACAGGCUGCCCCGGGCACCCCGCUCCUCCUACCUGGCCAUGUACGCCACGCUGCCUGCCAUCGAUGAGGACCAGGCUUCAAGUUGGGCUCCAGGACCUGGGCCCGAGCUCAGGGUGGAGCCGGAGCCGGAGCCGGAGCCGGAGCUGGAUGAGGAGCCCGAGAAUCCCUAUCUCAGUGACGAUGAGAAGCUUCAGCGGCGCCAGGAGAAGGCCAGCCCCGGGCCCGGAUUGCUCUGGGACACCCGACCCUCCCGGCAGACCCCGAAAGCCCGCUCCCCGCUGGACAUGAUGAAGCUGCACAUGGCUGAUGUUCAGGCAGGGGAGCUGGGCCCGCGGCGGGGGGCCGCUGGGACUCCUCCCUCCCGCCUGGAGGGCAGCCUCCUGUUUGGAGGAGGGGAAGUGGCGCUCCCCGGCACUCUGGGGGCCAAACUAUCUUCCCUGAGACCCCUCGUGUCCCCGGUCCUGGAGAAGGGUCCUGGACGCAUACCCCUGCUGUCCAGCCAAGGAAAGCCACAGGUGCAGGCUGAAAUCACGGGCUCCAUUCCACCUCCCGAAGGCAGGAGUUGGGAAGAGAAACCACAAGGAAAACUAAACAGCAGACCAGGAAAGAUCAUCCUCUUCUCGGAGCCCGACUGCCAGGGCCAAGCCCGGGAGGUCUGGGAUGAUGUCACUGAUGCCACAGGCUGGCUACCCCCUCCAGCUUCCCUGCGGGUGCUCCGUGGAGGGUGGCUGCUGUAUGAGAAGCCUGGAUUCCAGGGCCAGAAGCUGGUCCUCCCCGAGGGGAACACAGAGCUCCGGAUGUCAGGCCCAGCAGGGGCUCCUGUGACUGUGGGCUCCCUCAGGAGGAUUGUCCGGAAUUAUGUCAUCCCCGAGAUCAGCCUGUUCUCAAAGGAAGGCAACGAGGGUGUCCAGGUGAAGCUGACGGAAGCCUUGGAAGAUGCCCAGGGGCAGGGACAGCCCUUACUUGCCUCAUCUGUCACUGUCACUGCGGGAUGGUGGCUGCUCUACUCCAAGCCCUACUACGCCGGGGUUCCCUGCGUCCUGGAGCCUGGCAUCUACCCUUCCUGGGAAGCCUGGGGGGCUUCUGACCCUCACAUCAGCUCCCUGAAGCCUUUGAGACUGGGUUGUCCCACCGUGGAGAAGCCGGGGGAGCCCAAGGCCCUGGUGUACGAGGCCGCGGACUUCCAGGGCCACUGCUGGGAAGUGAGCCGAGACAUCUAUGACCUGAGGAGGCCGGAGGAUGGGCAGAGCCCCAGCUUGGCCACUGUGGGCUCCCUGCGUGUCCUUGGGGGCUGCUGGGUAGGCUAUGAGAAAGAAGGCUUCCGGGGACACCAGUACCUGCUGGAGGAAGGCGAGUACCCAGACUGGUCCCACUGGGGCGGCUAUGACGAAUCCCUGACCUCGCUGAGGGUCAUACGCACGGACUUUUCGGACCCGUCUGUGAUGCUGUUUGAGGCCGCAGACUUUGAGGGACAGAGUGUGGGGCUGAGCGAAGCACUGCCGGACGUGCAGCUGGCUGGCCACGGACUCACCACACAGGCCAUCCACGUGCUGAGUGGCGUGUGGGUGGCCUAUGAGCAGGUGGGCUUCUCUGGGGAGCAGUACAUACUCGAGAAGGGCGUGUACCGAAACUGCGAUGACUGGGGGGCCGGCAACAGCACCAUCACCUCCCUGCAGCCGAUUUUGCAGGUCGGGGAGCAGAACCUACACUUUGUCUCUAAGAUUCAGCUCUUCUCCGGACCUGACUUCCUUGGGGACCACAUCUCGUUUGAGGAUGACCAAGCCUCCUUACCUUCCUCCUUCCAGCCCCAGUCCUGUCGGGUUUACGGCGGCAGCUGGAUCCUGUUUGAGGAGCCGGGAUUUGAGGGGGAACAGCAUGUGCUCUCAGAGGGAGAGUUCCCAACCCUUACAGCCAUGGGCUGCCUGGCCUCCAGUGUCCUGCGCUCCCUGCGAAAGGUCCCCCUGCAUUUUUCAGAGCCAUCUAUCUUCCUCUAUGGGCUGGAGUGCUUCGAGGGAAAAGAGAUUGAGCUCAAUGGGGAAGUCCGGAGCCUUCAAGCAGAAGGCUUCAACAACCAUGUCCUGUCCAUCCGGAUCAAGGGGGGCGUCUGGGUGCUGUGUGAGCACAGCGAUUUCCGAGGUCGCCAGUGGCUGGUGGGAAGCACUGAGAUCACCAACUGGCUGACCUACAGCGGGACGCAGAGGAUUGGCUCUCUCUACCCAAUCAAGCAGCGCCGAGUUUAUUUCUACCUUUGGAACAAUGGCCUGGGCAGGUGGCUGGCGGUGCCCGAGGACGUGGAAGACAUGAAAGCUGGCAGGGUGGUGGUCUCGGAGGCCCGGGCUGGGGGCAGCUGUGUCUGGUACUAUGAAGAUGGACUGCUGAAGAACCAGGUGGCCCCAACGAUGAGCCUGCAGGUGAUCGGGCAGCCCAGCCCUGGGUCCAAGGUGGUGCUUUGGGCCGAGAGCCGCCAGCCCAGACAGACCUGGAGCAUUGACCCCUCUGGGCACAUCUGCAGUGAGAUGUUCGAGGACAAGAUCCUGGAUGUGAAGGGUGGCCGGGGCUAUGAUCGGGACCAUGCUGUGCUGUGGGACAGGACUGAGCACAGACCUUCUCAGAUCUGGGAUGUCCAAGUGCUCUGAGCUCCUUCAUCCCAGAGGACUGGGGGAGGGGGGUGGGAACGGGGCUCUGAACUGGGCCAGAUGUUUGUACAGAUAUUGUCUUUGUAACAUAAGAUGUUUUAUAAUGUC